This is a messenger RNA of Anopheles moucheti, 1188 nucleotides long. Its product is annotated as PHD finger protein 7-like. The record is from RefSeq and is a predicted model, not a curated record. The transcript is spliced from 2 exons. The coding region runs from base 81 to 1022 and encodes 313 amino acids. NCBI's taxonomy places the organism in Eukaryota, Metazoa, Arthropoda, Insecta, Diptera, Culicidae. Gene Ontology annotation, cellular component: nucleus.
AUACGCAUCGCAAAUCAUUUGUUCUGAAGAAGAAUUAUAUCCAGUCGUGUUAUAGGAUUUCAACCCGUCCUGAGUGAACCAUGAACCAAUCAACAUUCUUCAAUGUAAGCUAUUGCACAGAUCCUUUAUUCAAGUUGAAUGUUUUGAAGAAAACAACCAGUACUAAGUGUGAUAUAUGCCUGAUGGACGAUAAUAACCCAGUUCGGUAUGGAGAAUUCGUAGAGAAAACUUACGCAAAACACGUACUCCGUGUUCAUUACUUUUGUAUGCUUACCGGUACCUAUAUUCAGCAAAACGCAUCAUCAGGUGGGACGGGGAUCGCUGGCUUCUUGUUACGCGACAUCUUAAAGAGCUAUGCAGAAUAUCGCUCAAAAUCGUGUUACUACUGUCGACAUCCAUCGGCGCCAAUCGAAUGUGCACAGCCAACGUGUGGCCGACGUUUUCAUUACAUUUGCGGCUACAAUAACUCAUGCCUGUCACAGUUUUUUGGUCAGUAUUUAUCAUACUGCCAUCAACAUGUACCCGCUGAGUUGUGUAAACCGGUAAACACGAAGGAACGAGACUGUGACAUUUGUUACAAAAACUUGCCUGAGGUAACGGACCAGAACUUCAACCCAUUGGCGAUCAUACGCACCCACUGCAGCAGUGAGUGUCCGGCCGGACUGAUGCACCGCGAGUGUGUACAGAAGUUUGCCUAUUCGUCGGGUUACAAUUUCAAAUGUCCGUUAUGCUGGAAUAACAAGUUUAAGACCCAUGCCGCAGAGAGUGGGAUCUUUAUACCAGAGCGGGAGUCUGCCUGGGAACGUGAACCGAACGCAUUUAAAGAUCUUCACAAACGCAAAUGCACCGCAGUUCCGUGUAAAGUAGAAAACGCACAGCAAAGCAAUCAGGUAUCUGAAUUGUUGGGGUGUCAAAUUUGUGGCGGACAGUUAAUGCAUAAGCUUUGCUCUGGCGUAACAGAUGAAAAUGAUUAUCUUUGUAAUGUUUGUAUGGACGACUCGUUUGCUAAUUUGGUGCAAUAGUUGAUAGCUUUGGUUGGAUAAAAACAAGGAAUAUUGAAUUUGUUACACAAUUUUAAGCUGUUGAAACCGUUGAUAUCGCCGUCGCCGUUACUUCCGGGCUUUCUAAUGCCAUCACUUUCCCUUAAUUUCUUUUGGUAGGAUUUAAGUUAGUGAGCAAUAUUUAUUA